This is a messenger RNA of Aspergillus tanneri, 2046 nucleotides long. RefSeq lists its product as uncharacterized. Gene Ontology annotation, cellular component: nucleus. The transcript is spliced from 4 exons. Gene Ontology annotation, biological process: DNA-templated transcription; regulation of DNA-templated transcription. NCBI's taxonomy places the organism in Eukaryota, Fungi, Ascomycota, Eurotiomycetes, Eurotiales, Aspergillaceae. Gene Ontology annotation, molecular function: DNA binding; DNA-binding transcription factor activity, RNA polymerase II-specific; zinc ion binding. The record is from RefSeq and is a predicted model, not a curated record. Bases 1 to 2046 code for a protein of 681 amino acids.
AUGUCCUCCCGGCGUCGUAAUGGGAAACCUGCAUCCUGCGAGCCCUGCCGCAAGGAUAAAGUGCGAUGCGACCAUGGCCUCCCCGUGUGCUCGCGCUGUCAGAGACGCAAGACUGACAGUCGCUGUUUCUAUCAUCCAGCGCCUCUCACGCGGUCGACGAGAGGUACGAUCGAUGAGAAAGAUCAGCCACCUAAUUCCAAUCCCGGUGCUAGUCCCAAUUCAUUGCCAUCACGGGUGACACACACACCAGCCGCGACGACGUCUUCCAGCGUGGAAGGAACCAACGAACAGACAGAACAGUCCUUUUGCACCGCAGCCACAGAUACGGCACUCCCCUUGGGUUAUCUGGGCCCAACGAGCUUUGUUGCCUCCUUUGAAGAGGACCGAGAGUUUGUGACCAGCCCCAGCGACGUACCGCACCAAGAUGGAGAAUGUAUCGCGUCUUUGCCUGGCUUGUCGUCCUACUGGGUGCAUCAGACCAUUGCGGUAUUGAACCUUCUAAGGGAGUUCUCCCCGAUUGAGCAACUCGUCGAUGAGUAUUACAGACUUAGUCAAGCAGCUGUCAUCCCUGCUCCGCUGGUUCUGAAUCCGAUGGCCCAGCUCCGAGGGGACGUCGAGGAGUGGAACCGGCUUGGAUAUCCUAACAACCUGGCUACGACUGUGCUUGCGAAUACAGCCAAUUCAUUCCAGGUUCCACCGACCAUCGAGGGGGCUCGUUUCCAUGAAUUGUUUACCGGAUUGCGUCUCCGGCUGGAGAUCAUCGGGGUGAUCUAUGCCAUUGCGGGUCGGACGUCAAUGUUCUCGCUUACUCGCGACAGGGUUCCGGACUAUACUGUACGGAGGAAAUUCGCCCAGAAGAUGAUGGCGGCAAGCGACGCUGUGAUUCAGAUCUGCAAGAUCCUCACCCCGGUUAAUGACCUGACCAUCUGGUUGAUGUAUGAGAAUCUGCUAUUGGUCAGCAUUGUACAUGGGGAUUCAAGCCCUGGCAAGUGGCAUAGACUGGGUGAUUUAUCCACAUAUAUGUUUGAGCUCGGCAUCCAUCGAGACUCUCAGCAGUUGAGCCAGCUCCCGGUUUUCCUUCUCGAGUCGCGUCGACGGGUUUUCGCGGCGGCUUAUCAACUAGAUAAAAGCGUUGCGACCUUUCUUGGACGACCACCGAGAAUAUCACGCCGACAUUCGGACUGCAGACUCCCGAUUGACAUCAGUGACGCGGACUUGGUGGGAAGCCCUUCGGAGUUCGAGCUGGCAUCGAGAUACAUAAAUGGCAGUGGAUGGAACGUUCAGAACGGCUUCCACCGGGCUUCCUGGAUCCGAAUGCGGUUUUUGAUCAGCACGUUCCGAGAAGAGACCUUGGAACUGUCUUUACAGGGAAUGACUAGAGAAACUGCCGACCAGUUAAGGGACAUUUCCAUUCGCUGUCACCAGUCAUGGAACUCAUUACCGGUUCAUAUGCGUUAUACCCCGGGCUGCUGGGACGAGGGACUCUCCCUGGGCAUCUGUCUGAUGCUAUCCGUGUCGUAUCUCGCGUAUCUGUAUAACGAAUUUCUCAUCCAGCGACUCCUCGUGCAGCAUGACCCGGAGGCCCAAUCCGCUUUGUUGGACGUUAGCUCUACCAUUCUCUCCACCGUCCUCUCUUAUGGUAUUCAACGGGAGCAUAUCUUUGAUAUUCAGCGCGAUUUUAUAUGGACGGUCCUUCUCUACGGCUUCCCAAGUGCCGGAGUCCUCAUCAAAGCACUACAGAACCAAGCACGAACUGGCCAUCCCAUCCCGUAUACGGGGUCCCGGUCACGACUGAUCCGCGACCUGAGCGUGUUUGUCUCGCAUCUGGAUGCGAUGGCGCGGCCGGGUAUCGCCAACCAUGAACUGUUUGGUCGCGCCAGUAAAGUGGUCUCCAGCAUCAUCGAUGAGAUCCUGGAACCUCGGCCGGUUUCGUCUGGGCCGGAGCCAGAGAUGCCGGAAAUGUCGUCUGUGUUUGAUGUCUCGGAUGAUAUGAGAGUUCUGGAUAUGGUGGAUUUUGGGGCAGUGUUUGAUCAAUGGAUAUUUUAA